UCUGUUGUAGGAUCCCUGUUAGCUCCCAGUCUGGUACCCACACUCUCAUCCUCCAGCAUCCUCAGCCAGCAGCAUCCCUGUUGCUCCCCAUCAAGCAGCAGAUCUCCCCAACGAUAAUGAACUUAAGGAGCUAAACGUAUCGAGGAACAUUUACUUCUUGCAAAGUUCGAAAACAAGGAUUUGCCCCACAAGCGCUGAACAUUGACUUUUGUUGUUCAAGGCGCUAAUGGGAUGUUUUCCAAACUUGUACAUCACCAGCAGCAUCAGGGAGGAGCUGUCCGCCUACACCAGUGCUGAAACUUCACUUUUAUUUCUAGAAAACUAAAGCCUGCAUUAGCUGACCUGAAAAAAACAUUAGUUUCCCCAAAGUUUAAGACUCUAAUUCUAAUAUUUAGUUUUUAAUAGAAAAAUCUUUUAAAAGUAACCAUGGAUGAAGCAUUUAAAGACCGGACUGCAUUUAUAAGAGGGGCUAAGGAUAUCGCUAAGGAAGUUAAGAAGCAUGCAGCCAAGAAGGUUGGCAGGGGUGUAGACAAGGUGCAGGAUGAGUACACAAAGCGUUCCUACACGCGUUUUGAAGAAGAUGAUGACGAUGACUAUCAGCCACAGGAUGGGUAUUAUAGAGGUGACCCACUUAAUGACGAAGAAGGUGCAUCAAGUGAUGCCACAGAGGGUCACGACGAAGAUGAUGAGAUCUACGAGGGAGAAUAUCAAGGAAUCCCUCGGGCUGAUUCUAUGAAGGGUGACAACCUCGUUAAUAACCAGCAGCUAGUAACAGAGUUCAAAGACUUUGAAGAUUUGGAAGGGCAAAGGAGAAAAGACAAGGAGGAGCUUGCCCAACAAUAUGAGUUGAUCCUUCAAGAAUGUGGACACGGUCGGUUUCAGUGGACACUCUACUUUGUUCUUGGACUCGCCUUGAUGGCUGACGGGGUGGAGAUUUUUGUGGUGGGGUUCGUGUUGCCCAGCGCAGAGAAAGACAUGUGCUUAUCAGACUCCAACAAAGGCAUGCUUGGCCUCAUCGUGUACCUUGGGAUGAUGGUUGGUGCAUUCCUGUGGGGGGGACUGGCUGAUCGCCUUGGGCGCAAGCAAUGUCUGCUAAUGGCGCUCUCCGUAAACAGUGUCUUUGCCUUCUUCUCCUCGUUUGUCCAAGGAUAUGGAACCUUCUUGUUCUGCAGACUUCUUUCUGGAGUUGGAAUCGGAGGAUCAAUCCCUAUCGUGUUCUCGUAUUUCUCUGAGUUUCUGGCUCAGGAAAAGCGAGGAGAGCACCUGAGCUGGCUGUGCAUGUUCUGGAUGAUCGGGGGAAUCUAUGCUUCGGCGAUGGCUUGGGCCAUCAUUCCUCAUUAUGGAUGGAGUUUCCAGAUGGGUUCUGCAUACCAGUUCCAUAGCUGGCGGGUGUUCGUGUUAGUGUGCGCAUUCCCUUCCGUGUUUGCCAUUGGGGCUCUCACGACUAUGCCUGAAAGUCCUCGUUUUUACUUGGAGAAUGGGAAACACGACGAAGCUUGGAUGGUGCUGAAGCAAGUUCAUGAUACCAACAUGAGGGCCAAAGGCCACCCUGAGAGAGUGUUUUCUGUGACACAGAUAAAGACCAUUAAACAGGAAGAUGAACUUAUUGAGAUUCAGUCAGACACAGGCACCUGGUAUCGGCGCUGGAUGAUUCGACUUCUCAACUUAACACAACAGGUCUGGGCUAACUUCCACCAGUGCUUUGCUCCAGAAUAUCGGCGUAUCACCUUGAUGAUGAUGGCUGUUUGGUUCACUAUGUCAUUCAGUUAUUACGGGUUGACGGUUUGGUUCCCAGACAUGAUAAAACAUUUGCAGAACAUCGAUUACGCCUCUCGCACCAAGUAUUUCACAGGCGAGAAAAUGGUGAAUUUCAACUUCAACUUUACGCUUGAAAAUCAAGUCCACAAAAACGGAGAAUACCGCAAUGACAAAUUCAUGCGUCUCAAGAUGAAGUCUGUCACUUUUGAAGACUCAAUAUUUACUGAUUGUUAUUUUGAAGAUGUUACCUCCAGCAACACCUUCUUUAAGAACUGCACCUUCAUUUCAACGCUGUUCUACAACACAGACUUGUUUGAUUACAAGUUUAUCAACAGUAAGAUAAUUAACAGCACGUUCCUGCACAGCAAAGAGGGCUGCCAGCUCGACUUCAGCGACGAUAUCAACAACGCCUACAUGAUCUAUUUCGUCAGCUUCCUGGGAACCCUGGCUGUUCUGCCGGGAAACAUUGUUUCGGCCUUGCUCAUGGACAAAAUUGGACGCCUUCGUAUGCUGGCUGGAUCCAGUGUCAUGUCGUGUAUCAGCUGCUUCUUCCUGUUCUUUGGGAACAGCGAGUCGGCUAUGAUUGCCUUACUCUGCCUCUUUGGGGGAGUCAGCAUUGCAUCGUGGAACGCUCUGGAUGUCCUGACAGUGGAGCUCUAUCCUUCUGACAAAAGAACAACAGCCUUUGGGUUCCUGAAUGCCCUUUGCAAACUGGCUGCUGUCCUUGGAAUAAGCAUUUUCACAUCUUUUGUUGGAGUGGCCAACGCGGUACCCAUCUUGUUGGCCUCCGCAGCACUAGCUUUGGGCAGCUUUCUAGCCCUUAAACUGCCCGAAACUCGAGGCCAAGUGCUUCAGUGAAGUUAGCCCUUGUAAAAAGGAAUUAGAAUUGUAGACACUGUGAUAUGUCUUUUACUUUAAUUUGUUUGUUUUAUGGCCUUUUGUGGCCUUUCCCACAUCCACUCCCCACAAAUGUUGGUAACGUAACAUACAUCAGUCUCAUUCGCAAUGUAAUUAGGAAAAUGGAAGUAGGAAAUUGUUGCACCAGUUUUACGUUGAGGGCUUCCCUGAAUAUUAGCUUGCGUUUGAGAUACUAAAAGACAUUAAACAUAGCUAAGCACGUUCUUGAGAGCAGGCUCAUCACCAUUCCGAGGUUGGAGGUUUAUAUCAAGCAAAUUCGACAGAAGCCUGUAGAAUUAGUGGUAUUCUGUAACUUUGUAACAGAUGAAUGCUAUGCACAGGGAUGAUACAUUAAUAUCCGAUUCUGAUCGUCACAACUUAAACGUCCCAUCAAAUCUACAGCCAUGACUUGGUGAAUUGUGACCUAUGACAUCCGAUUUUAAUGUGUUCCAUCCCUUAAAAAAUACUUGUUGUGCUG
Molecule: messenger RNA, 3133 nt
Organism: Spea bombifrons (plains spadefoot toad)
Lineage: Eukaryota; Metazoa; Chordata; Amphibia; Anura; Pelobatidae
Gene: SV2A
Product: synaptic vesicle glycoprotein 2A
Exons: 13
Coding region: 427-2616 (729 amino acids)
Biological process (GO): transmembrane transport; chemical synaptic transmission
Cellular component (GO): membrane
Molecular function (GO): transmembrane transporter activity
Source: RefSeq, a predicted model, not a curated record